Mycena citricolor is the source of this 3745-nucleotide messenger RNA. The record is from the annotation of a GenBank genome assembly. Lineage: Eukaryota; Fungi; Basidiomycota; Agaricomycetes; Agaricales; Mycenaceae.
AUGAGUCUUCUCGAUGGGUCACUAGCCGAUCUCGCACCCUCUGCCUACGACAUGAUCGUCUCUUCCCUGCCUCCCCCCUCCACCCGCAUGAAUGCGGAUCCUGCAUCUCAAUCCAAAGCGACACAGGCAUCGAGAAUAGCCUGGGAGAAAGCUAACGCUACCUCAUCUCCCUCUCAUCGGCCUCAGGGGAAGCCACCACAACCCCUGCUGCCGAAUGAGUCUUUUGUUCUACUCCAAGACAGUAUAGUGCGUACAAUCCCGUCUCCAGCGCCACCUGUCAUAUCCAAGAAAAGAGCAUCAUUUUCUCGAAACUCUUCGGACCCGGCCGCGGUGCCAUUCAGGUCGGAAGAUGCGGAACCACCGAACCCUUCCCCGUUGUCACAUCACCUCCGCUCCUCUGCCCGCCUGUUUAAUGCGCUCUCUUCACGCACGGAGAUUGAUCAUCCGUUGUGUGCUGAAUGCACCCAAAUUCUUUUGGGGUCGUUACAGCGGCAUCUUGACGAAACCAAGCGAGAGAGGGAUGGGUACCUGGCGUUCGAGAAAGAAGUUCGCAAGGAGCGUGAAAGAGAAUCACAGGGCAUGUCUAAAGAAGAAGCAGAGAGGAAGAUCGAGAGGCUCAAACAUGAUGAGCUCCUGACGAUAGAUCAGUUAAAAGCAGCCGAGCACGAACGCUUGGAGUUGGAGGAGGAACUACGUGUUCUAGAAGAGGAAGAGAAACUGGUUGAGGAAGAGGAGGCGCGUUUCUGGCAUGCGCACAACGACCAGCUGAUAUCUGCAGAACAAGUGUCAUCACAACUGGCUACCGUCAGAGCUGCAUACGCAGCUGAUUCAGCAACACUGGAGAAGCUAGAGCGGACGAACGUGUAUAACGAUGCCUUCUGUAUUGGACAUGAUGGUGUAUUUGGGACUAUCAACGGCUUGCGAUUGGGACGGGUGCCUACCGUUUCGGUCGAAUGGGCCGAAAUCAAUGCCGCAUGGGGACAGUCUCUACUAUUGCUGUACACUCUGGGUCGCAAAUUGGAUUGCACGUUCGAAAAUUAUCGACUAGUUCCCAUGGGCUCAUUCUCGCGCAUCGAGAGAACGUCCGCAGACAAAGCGAGCUAUGAACUGUACUCUUCGGGUAAUCUUAAUAUGCUCCAGCUGUUGCAUAAUCGACGGUUCGAUCUUGCCAUGGUCGCUUUCUUGGAAUGCCUCAAACAGAUCAUGGACUAUAUCAAGUCUCAAGAUCCGAACGUAGAGUUUCCCCAUCAGAUUAUCAAGGAUAAAAUCGGUGAUGUCUCCGUGAAGCUGAAAUUCAACCAAGACGAAGCGUGGACACGAUCUCUGCGCCAUGUCCUCCUGGCGUUGAAGAUCUGCUUGAAAUGGGCCACCAAUGGGACGAACGGAUAAUUCAUGUAGUAGUUGUCCUUUGUAUAAUAUCCGGUGCGAUUGUGUUUCGUAAUCGCAAGAAUUGUUUCUGCGUUGUAAGCAGACCCGACUCUCCUUACAAAUACAAGUGUCAAGAUGAUGGCGCCGCUAUCAGCUUGAACCGCAAUUUUCAACUACACAUUGCCCACUCAGCUCCGUUUCGACUCGCUUUCAUUACGUUCUGAUUGCAUAUCAUGGGGUUGCUCUACCUGGGGACAGCUCUGACUUGGGAGGAGUCGAAGCAGUAUGCCGAUCAUGUCCGAUCCCAUGGCAUAACCCAGUUUCUGCAUAUCUGGGACAGGCUCAAGGACAGACACGGAGAUGUGCUGCUGUGGGGAGAUGAGGUACGUCAUCCAGUAACGGAUAAGAUCUUGCUCCGAGCUAUCAGGUCGAAUACCUGGUCGUGGUGUUGGACGAUGAGCGAAAGGACGCCAAGCUGUCGCUGAGGCAAACGGAGAUCCUGGAGAAACUCGGUUCUGUCGUCAACGACAUUUCCUCUAGUUCGGCCGACUCUGUUUCUGUGCCCACAUUCCACCCCGAGUAUGGUCGAUAUAUGCUGGAGUCGACGCCAGGAUCGCCAUACACCGGAUCUAUCCCGGACUUGUUAUCGGUCGAGGGGAACAUGCGUUAUCGGCGGGUGCUUGCACGAAAACACUUGAAGCCGAACGAGAUUCCGCUGACACUCACUUCCUUCCCUCGUCUGGGUGUUCCUGGUCCCUUCACCGAGCCAUACUUUGAUCCUGCGGAUGCCGUGUCCAGCCACAGUCUCUUCCUGCCAGAAGAAAUAACCAAUCCGCACGUUCGCUUCCCGACAUUAACUGCGAAUAUCAGACAGCGCCGGGGGUCGAAGGUGACAAUCAACCUUCCUCUCUUCUUCGACACCGAUACCCCGCGCCCGUUCAUCGAUCCUUCCAUUCCAUGGCACCGGUCAAUCUACGCCGAAGACAAGGAGGCCAUAGAGGGCUCCGCGCUUCCGGAUCACAUCUACCUCGACGCGAUGGGUUUCGGGAUGGGCUGCUGUUGUUUGCAAUUGACUUUCCAGGCUUGCAAUGUCUCCGAGGCACGGCGCAUGUAUGAUGGAUUGAUCCCCAUUGGGCCAAUACUGCUGGCUUUGACUGCCGCCAGUCCGAUCUGGCGAGGGUAUCUCGCGGACGUAGAUUGUCGAUGGAACGUCAUCGCGGGGAGUGUGGAUGAUCGAACUGAAGAGGAGCGUGGUCUGAAACCACUGCAAGAUUCGCGCUUCCAAAUCCCUAAAUCGCGCUACGACAGUGUGGACAUGUACAUUUCCACGGACCGCAGAAACCGCCCCGAGUACAACGAUAACAUGCUACCCUUCGACGAGCCUAUCUAUACUCGUUUACGUGACCAUGGGCUCGAUGACCUCCUUGCCAAACACGUUUCACACUUGUUCAUUCGAGACCCAUUGGUCAUCUUCACCGAGACGCUCGACCAAGAUGACGAGAAGAGCAGCGAUCACUUCGAGAACAUACAAUCCACCAACUGGCAAACACUUCGAUUCAAGCCUCCGCCGCCCAACUCUCCUAUCGGCUGGAGAGUUGAGUUCCGGAGCAUGGAGGUGCAGAUGACCGAUUUUGAGAAUGCGGCCUUCGCUGUGUUUGUUGUCCUCUUGUCCCGAGCCAUACUCAGCCUGCACGCCAAUUUCUACAUCCCGAUUUCCAAGGUGGAUGAGAACAUGGCGAGGGCCCAGAAACGGAAUGCUGUGCAUGCCGAGAAGUUUUUCUUCCGAAGAGAUGUUGGUUCUCGAGCGUCUAGCGCAGCGUCAUCCAGGGGUGAUUCCGGGCUGAAUUCUCCAACGGAAGGUCGAGUCAAGGAGAGGACGCUUCGGAACUGUUUCCCCGAGCCCCCACCGGAAGAAGAUGGGCUUGCUUCCACUGUCGAAGACGAGUACGAGGAGAUGACCAUGAAUGAGAUCAUUAACGGAAAGGAACACGGAUUCCCAGGACUUCUGGGGCUCGUAAAUGCCUACCUGGAUACUGUAGACAUAGCGCCAGACGAGGCGCUGCGGAUCCACGGCUAUUUGGACGUUAUUCGACGUCGGGCGAACGGGACGCUCCUGACGCCAGCCACGUGGAUGAGAGAAUUUGUGCGGUCACAUCCUGCAUAUAAACAUGAUUCAGUUGUCUCGGCAGAGAUCAACUACGACUUGAUUGUUGCAGUCGAUGAAAUCGAACGAGGCAUUCGUCAGGCCGACAACUUGCUUCCUGCAGACUACACCGGGAGCAAAGAGUGCCCUGGAAUGGAAUAGAAUUUUUUAUCUAGCCUAAAAUAAAUUGUAAUGGGUCACGCAGGGUACGAUGGAUAAUGGCCGGUGGGCAGA